AUGGCCGAAAGAUUGGCUGACAAGGAGGGCCUUCCAGGUGGCAAACAAUGUCUCGCAACCUACAAUGAAUGGGCGAAAGGUGGUUGGGGAUUGAUCAUCAGUGGUAAUGUUCACAUCGAUCCUGCUCAUCCUGGUGCACCAGGGGACUUCACAGUGAACCGGGAUCUCCCCAGGGAAAAGACUCUUACAGCUUGGAAAUCUUGGGCCAGUGCCUGUUCAUUCAAUGGAACCAAAGCCAUCGUUCAGAUAAAUCAUCCAGGUCGACAAGCACCAUUUGUCAAGAGCUUAGCUCCAAGUCCAAUUCCUUUAGAUCUCGGCAAGGGUCUAUUUCCGUGGCUUGUCAGAUCCUUGGUAUAUGGAACGCCAAAGGAGAUGGCCCAAGCUGAUAUAGACGAUGUGGUGACGAGGUUUGCAGAAGCAGCGCAGUUAUCAGUGGAAGCAGGAUUUGCUGGUGUAGAGAUCCAUGCUGCACAUGGGUACUUGUUGGCGCAGUUCUUGUCUCCUCUGUCUAAUGAACGAACAGAUUCUUACGGCGGUUCUCCGUUGGCAAGAGCCAAGAUCGUUAUUGACGUCGUUAAAGCUGUCAGGAAGGCUGUACCAGCGCAGACAUGUGUUGGGAUCAAGGUCAACUCAACUGACCAUACAGAUCUAGGCGACUUUAUCAUACAACUGAAAGCCAUAGUCGAUGCUGGAGUCGACUUUGUCGAGGUUAGUGGAGGGUCCAUCGAGGACCCUAUGUUCAGCAGUGGCCUGCACACAACAGUGAAGGCAAGCACCAAGGCACGAGAAGCCUUCUUCAUCGACUUUGCAAAUGCAAUCAGAUCUGAGCUCCCGGAUGUUCCCAUCAUGCUGACUGGUGGCUUUCGGACACGUCAGGGCAUGGAGGCUGCUGUGAAGGGAGGCAGUUGUGAUUUGGUCGGUUUGGCUCGACCCUCUGUCAUAGACCCAGCUCUUCCAAAGAAGGUCUUGGACACCAGCUUACCUGAGCAUGGGGCUCUGGCGUAUGCCAAGAGGAUUGAGGCGUGGAGUUGGGCUAAGUAUACUGGCAUCAAGGCUGUUGGGAUGGGAGCUGAAACGCUCUGGUAUACCAACCAGAUUGGGCGGUUAGGGACGACAAACAAUUGA
This is a messenger RNA of Fusarium fujikuroi IMI 58289, 1125 nucleotides long. RefSeq names its product related to NADH oxidase. The record is from RefSeq and is a predicted model, not a curated record. Lineage: Eukaryota; Fungi; Ascomycota; Sordariomycetes; Hypocreales; Nectriaceae. Bases 1 to 1125 code for a protein of 374 amino acids. Gene Ontology annotation, molecular function: oxidoreductase activity; FMN binding. The transcript has 3 exons.